GAUUGGCUAGCUGGCCGGAAGUGAGUACACGGUUGACGUCGCGGCUGCUCAGACUACCUUGCCAGGUACAUUAUGUGAGUGCAAGGAGAUCUGGUGUAGGAGAUGCUAGCUGCGUUGCGUCUGGCAUUCGUAGCGGUCCCAAUGGGCGUGCUGCUGUCCCGGACAAUGGCGUGGAUGUCCAGUGGCAAAACGCACCAGGAGCUCAUAACCAGACUGAGGGAUCAUGGCGUGAUUCGCAGCGACAGAGUGUUCAGUGCCAUGCUGGCCACAGACAGAGGAAUCUACACUAAAGAUUAUCCAUAUGCAGACUCACCUCAGACCAUAGGCUUCAGGGCCACCAUCAGUGCACCACACAUGCAUGCCCACGCUUUGGAACUGUUGAGUGACAAAUUAUCAGAAGGGGCAACUGCCCUGGACGUGGGCUCAGGAAGUGGUUAUCUCACAGCCUGCUUUGCAAGAAUGACGGGAACAGGCGGGAGAGUUGUGGGAGUUGACCACAUUGAUGAACUAGUUCAAAGUUCAAUAAGGAAUGUCCAAAAUGACGACCCGGAACUUAUUACAUCUGGACGAGUCAGACUCGUGGUGGGUGAUGGAAGGCUGGGGUACCCUGAGGGAGCCCCUUAUGAUGCCAUUCAUGUCGGUGCAGCUGCAGCAACAGUUCCUAAAGCUCUCCUAGAGCAGCUGAAGCCAGGCGGACGUCUUGUGCUUCCAGUCGGCCCCGACGGUGGUAGUCAGGUGCUGGAGCAAUACGACCGACAGAGUGACGGCACCUUCCUCAAAAGAGCUCUGAUGGGAGUGGUUUAUGUCCCCCUGACAGACAAGAGACGACAGUGGCCAGGAGGCGAGCUCUGAUUUCGAUGGGCCUGGCGUGGAGAUGGCUCUGCAUGUCUCCAACAUCUUAAGGUUCUUUGCUGGCUUCCACAGAGCUUCAUGCUGACUUUUUCUUGCUGAACUUUUAACUAACAACAUGCCCAAAGAGCAUCAGGCUCCAUUUUGUAGACCUCAUUAUCUUCCUACAGCAGGAUAACAAAUGAAGUGUGCACUUGUGCCAUGUUUUGGGGUUGAAUUGGUAUAAGUGGGAGAGAAAGAUUUUUUUAACCAGUUCACUACUGCUCAUGAAAAGGGAAAUUUGCGACUUUUGUUUUUCAUUAGUACAAUUUCACCAUUGUUGUAACUGAAUAUUUUAAUCUCACAAGUUGGGAGAAAAUGUGUAUAUUCAAUUGAUUAAAUAUUGCUACACUAUG
Molecule: messenger RNA, 1244 nt
Organism: Corythoichthys intestinalis (scribbled pipefish)
Lineage: Eukaryota; Metazoa; Chordata; Actinopteri; Syngnathiformes; Syngnathidae
Gene: pcmtl
Product: l-isoaspartyl protein carboxyl methyltransferase, like
Exons: 9
Coding region: 103-852 (249 amino acids)
Biological process (GO): protein modification process
Cellular component (GO): cytoplasm
Molecular function (GO): protein-L-isoaspartate (D-aspartate) O-methyltransferase activity
Source: RefSeq, a predicted model, not a curated record